Neurospora hispaniola is the source of this 2499-nucleotide messenger RNA. RefSeq lists its product as uncharacterized. The transcript has a single exon. Lineage: Eukaryota; Fungi; Ascomycota; Sordariomycetes; Sordariales; Sordariaceae. The record is from RefSeq and is a predicted model, not a curated record. Bases 1 to 2499 code for a protein of 832 amino acids.
AUGCGUUCACCAUUCGGCACUACAGGGCUUACCAGAUCACUUGGUCUGGUGGCCCUCGCACUCUCAACCACCUGCACCGGGAUAUACAUCCCCAGUGCCCGUGUCCCCCUCCCGGCAUCUUUGGCCCGCAAGGAUGCCACCACCAUCACAGUCACCACCGUGUCCACAGCAGGCACGACGGUGACAAACCUCGAAGCGGACAGCAGUGUCUCCGUCCCCACUGCUGCUACUACCCCCAGCCUCCGCCGUACGCGCUCCAGACGACCGGUUACGGUUGUCGAGACGGUCACGGCCACUACGGUAAUGGAGACGGUCACGGUCACGCCGGCCGCCUCCUCGGCGACGAAUAGCGUCGAGGACAACAAUGCUUCUUCUGGUUCCUCCGAUGUGUCUUCUAUCUCUACCGAAGUCGUCACCGAUGUCGUUGUCGUGUCCCCUGAGACGGUUACCAUCAUUUACGGUGGGGGUGUCUCCUCUACUGAUGCCGGACCUGUUUCUCGCGGUGUCGUCUCUUCGGCUAGCGAUGUUCCCUCUUCCUCUGCCAAUGCUGCUUCCACCUCCAUCGAGGUGACUACUGUUACUGUCUUCCCCGAGGUCGUUUCUACCUCUACUGUUGGAGUGUCAUCCUCCACUGAUGAGGUUUCCGACUCUGCCUCCACCAACAACGCUGUCUCCACCCGCAGGACCACGAUUACCUUGGGAAAGGGAACGACCACUGCUACUGAGGCGGCCACUUCAGUCGAGCCGUCCACUUCUGUCCAGAGGACCAUUACAAUUGACACGGCCGCACUCGUAACUUUGCCCACGUCGCUUGUUACCCUAACAAGGAGAGCAGACAACAAAGCGGCUCCCUCCUCGCCAUCCUCUUCUGACGGGGGUGCCAUCUCCAUCGCGACCCUCGCCUCUGCCUCUCCUGUUGUGUGGAAUCCACUUUUCGGUCAUGGCCCUGUCGUUGUCUCUACCUCUUCUGCUUUCAUGAAUCCUCCUUUUGGUCAUGGCCCUGUCGUUGUCUCUACCUCUUCUGCUUUCAUGAAUCCUCUUUUUGGUCAUGGCCCUGUCGUUGUGUCCGCUAGUACUCUCGAUGCGCCGGAAACUCUGUCCACAGUAUUCGUCACGGCCAAGAGGACAGGCGACGCAGCGGUUUCCUCCGGUGGUUCCUCCUCCGCCGCUGCCUCUGCCUCUACUCCUGAUGUCGUCAAGACCCUUCCUGGCAUUGUCAUUGUCAGUAGCCUCGAUACGCCGGAAACAACUCUGUCCACGGUGUUCGUCACGGCGAAGAGGACAGGCGACGGAGCGGUCUCCUCUAGUGGCUCCUCCUCCGUCGCUCCCGCUACCCGUGCCUCUGCUUCUGUCUCCUCCAGUGGCUCGUCUUCCUCCGCCGCUGCCUCUGCCUCAACUUCUGCCGAUGCCGCUCCCGUUUCGUCUACUACCAAUGAUCGCCCCCUCCUUACCAUUACCAGGACCAGCACGAAUGUGACGGCCACGGUCCAUGUCACCGUGGCACCCACCAGGACUAGCACGAGUGUGACGGCCACGGUCCAUGUCACCGUGGUGACGGCCACGGUCCAUGUCGCCGUGACACCCGCCGCCCCCACCGAAACGAGGUCGACGCUGCAGCUGGCGCAGGCUAACUGUCUCGUGUGCCAGGACAUUUUCGACGACAAUGGUAUAGUGCCUCCUGAGAAGGUGCCUGCGUCUGCUGCUUAUGCUGUGAAGAGAAACUUGGACUCAUUGGAGGAGCCUCUGAAUAAUACUGCCCCUAGGCGCAGGAUACCAGUGGGGAAGUUGAUUUCUCUGGAUGGCGGUGAUGACAUUGCCCCCCUACUCAUCCCUCCGAUGUUGCCCACUGGUGGCGUGGUUGAUGAUCAUGCCAACGCUACUGUCAAUAGGGAUGGUGCUGUCGUUUCCCGCCAACUCGUCCCUCCUAUGAUGUCUGGGUUCAGCGUCGCCACCCACAUCACUCGGAGCUCGUUCUCGCCCAUCCGCCUUCCCCCCGUUACCAACAACGCGGACUUGCACACCACCCAUUCCACUCACUCGCCCAUCCGCCUGGCUCCAAUCACCAACAACGCGGACCAUGCCACCCGUCCCAAGCAAACCGCUACGCCCAUCCGCCUCGCCCCCAUCAACAACAUCACCACUCCCACCGGCGUCCCCCAACCCCAGCCCACCGACGUCCUACAACCCAAGCCAUUCAUAAACCACGCCCCCCUCAAGGACGUCCUCCCCGGCGUCGUUGACAAUGACCACCUUGAGCCCCUCUCCCAAGGCACCGCCAAGUCCCGCCGUGCCGAGACUUUCCCCCUCCCCCCUCUCAACAUCACCAGGGGCAACCUCAACCAGGCCUACAACCCCUCCCCCAAGUCCACCGUUUUCAAAACGCCCGCCACCAAGUCCCGUGUCCCUAACCCCCUCAUCGCUACCCCCAACCCCCUUCUCGGCACCCCUCGCCCGACCCCCACCCCAACCCCCGUAUGGGAACAUAAAACCCACAUUUAG